Messenger RNA from Puma concolor (puma), 1227 nucleotides. RefSeq names its product aminoacylase 1 (gene ACY1). The record is from RefSeq and is a predicted model, not a curated record. Gene Ontology annotation, cellular component: cytoplasm. Gene Ontology annotation, molecular function: aminoacylase activity. Gene Ontology annotation, biological process: amino acid metabolic process. Lineage: Eukaryota; Metazoa; Chordata; Mammalia; Carnivora; Felidae.
AUGGCCAGCGAGGGUCUCGAGGGCGAGCACCCGUCCGUGACACUCUUCCGUCAGUACCUGCGCAUCCGCACCGUCCAGCCGGAACCCGACUACGGGGCUGCCGUGGCCUUCCUUGAGAAGAGAGCCCACCAGCUGGGCCUGAGCUGUCAGAAAGUAGAGGUGGCACCAGGCCGUGUGGUGACCGUGCUGACGUGGCCAGGCACCAACCCCAGACUCUCCUCCCUUUUACUCAACUCCCACACGGAUGUGGUGCCUGUCUUCAAGGAACACUGGAGUCAUGACCCCUUUGAGGCCUUCAAGGAUGCCGAGGGCUACAUCUAUGCCAGGGGCACCCAGGACAUGAAGUGUGUCAGCAUCCAGUACCUGGAGGCUGUGAGGAGGCUGAAGGCUGAGGGCCACCAUUUCCCCAGAACCAUCCACAUGACCUUUGUGCCAGAUGAGGAGGUUGGGGGUCACCAAGGCAUGGAGCUGUUUGUGCAGCGGCCCGAGUUCCAGGCUCUUAGGGCUGGCUUUGCCCUCGAUGAGGGCCUGGCCAACCCCGCCGAUGCCUUCACUGUCUUUUAUAGUGAGCGGAGCCCCUGGUGGGUGCGGGUCACAAGCAUCGGGAAGCCGGGUCACGGUUCACGCUUCAUUGAGGACACAGCAGCAGAGAAGCUGCACAAGGUCGUGAGCUCAAUCCUGGCUUUCCGGGAGAAGGAGAGGCAGAGGCUGCAGUCAAACCCCCACCUGAAGGAGGGGGCUGUGACUUCUGUGAACCUGACUAAGCUAGAGGGCGGCGUGGCCUGCAAUGUGGUACCUGCUACUAUGAGCGCCAGUUUUGACUUCCGUGUGGCACCGGAUGUAGACCUGAAGGCUUUCGAGGAGCAGCUGCAGGGCUGGUGCCAGGCAGCCGGCGAGGGAGUCACCUUCGAGUUUAUUCAGAAGUGGACAGAGUCCCGAGUGACAUCUACUAAUGACUCAGAUCCCUGGUGGGCAGCAUUCAGUGGGGUCUUCAAGGACAUGAACCUCACUCUGGAGCCGGAGAUCUUCCCAGCUGCCACCGAUAGCCGUUAUCUCCGUGCGGUGGGGGUCCCAGCUCUGGGCUUCUCACCCAUGAACUGCACACCCGUGCUGCUGCAUGACCACGAUGAGCGUCUGCAUGAGGCUGUGUUCCUCCGUGGGGUUGACAUAUACACACGGUUGCUGCCUGCUCUGGCCAGCGUGCCUGCCCUGCCCAGUGAGAGCUGA